GUUUCCCCCUUUCGGCUGCCGACGAAGUGACAGGCGGAGGAAAAUGCUGAGGUGCCGCCGAGCCGCUCCUGCUGGCGGCCGAAGCGGGUGGCGGGCUGCGCUGGGGCUGCCUUCCCUGAGCAGGAGCGGCGGCGGCGGCGGCGGCGGCGACGUUGGUCCUGGCAGCCUUGCCCGGGAGGCGAGUGGAGGGGCGGCGGCGCCCGGCUGUGUGUGAGCGCCCAGCGCAGCGAGGGCGAGGACCACCGAUUCCCGAGAGACGCGCGGAGAAGACCAAGCUUUAGAAAUGAUGUGUGAAGUGAUGCCCACGAUAAACGAGGACACCCCGAUGAGCCAAAGGGGGUCCCAGAGCAGUGGCUCGGACUCGGAUUCUCACUUUGAGCAGCUUAUGGUGAAUAUGCUAGAUGAGAGGGACCGUCUCUUGGACACACUUCGAGAGACGCAGGAAAGUCUUUCUCUGGCCCAGCAACGUCUCCAGGAUGUCAUCUACGAUAGAGAUUCUCUCCAGCGGCAGCUCAACUCUGCACUGCCCCAGAUGACGGUUGCUGCUGGUACGAACAUUGAGAAUAACAUUCAAAGGACCAUAUCCUGCCCUAAUAUGAACAAUGCAGACCAAUGCAGCUACUGUUCUGGAAAACAGGAAUUUGCUGCACUUACAAAAGAGCUAAAUGCAUGCAGAGAACAACUACUGGAAAAAGAAGAAGAAAUUUCUGAACUGAAAGCUGAAAGGAAUAACACAAGACUGUUACUGGAACAUUUGGAGUGCCUUGUUUCAAGACAUGAAAGGUCACUGAGAAUGACAGUGGUGAAACGGCAAGCACAGUCCCCCUCAGGAGUCUCCAGUGAAGUCGAGGUUCUGAAAGCACUGAAAUCGUUGUUUGAACACCACAAGGCUUUAGAUGAGAAGGUAAGGGAACGGCUGAGGGUUUCUUUAGAAAGAGUCUCAGCACUUGAGGAGGAACUAGCAGCUGCUAAUCAAGAGAUUCUAGCGUUGCGUGAACAAAAUGCACACAUUCAAAGGAAAAUGGCAUCAGGGGAGGGUCCUACUGACUCAGAGCUUAUCAAAGGAAUGGAGCCUGGACAAAAAGUUCAUGAAAAGCGUCUGUCAAAUGGCUCCAUAGACUCAAAUGAUGAAACCAGCCAAUUGGUGGAACUGCAGGAACUUCUUGAAAAGCAAAAUUAUGAAAUGGCACAGAUGAAGGACCGCUUGGCUGGAUUGUCUUCCAGAGUCGGGGAGGUAGAGCAAGAUGCAGAGACAGCUAGGAAAGACCUCAUUAAAACUGAAGAACUGAACAGCAAAUAUCAGAGGGACAUUAGGGAGGCAAUGGCUCAGAAGGAAGACAUGGAAGAAAGGAUCACUACCCUUGAAAAGCGUUACCUAAGUGCUCAGAGGGAAUCUACCUCCAUACAUGACAUGAAUGAUAAGCUGGAAAAUGAGCUGGCAAACAAGGAAGCUCUCCUGCGUCAGAUGGAAGACAAAAAUAGACAGCUGCAGGAACGGCUUGAACUAGCUGAGCAAAAGCUGCAACAAACAAUGCGGAAAGCUGAAACGUUGCCUGAAGUGGAAGCUGAACUGGCUCAGAGAAUCGCAGCACUGACUAAGUCUGAUCCAACCUCUUCUACCUCAUCUGAUGAUUAUCAAUAUGUUAUGGAAGCUAAACUGCAAGAAAUGAUCUCCAUACGUAGGAAGGCAGAAGAAAGGCAUGGCAACAUUGAAGAGCGCAUGAGACAUCUGGAGGCCCAACUGGAGGAGAAGAACCAGGAGCUUCAAAGGGCAAGGCAAAGAGAAAAAAUGAAUGAAGAGCACAACAAGAGAUUAUCAGAUACUGUGGACAGACUUUUGACAGAAUCUAAUGAGCGCCUGCAACUACAUUUAAAAGAGAGAAUGGCAGCAUUGGAAGAAAAGAAUGUUUUAAUACAAGAAUCAGAAAGCUUUAGAAAGAACUUGGAAGAAUCAUUACAUGAUAAGGAAAGAUUGGCAGACGAAAUAGACAAGCUGAGAGUUGAACUUGACCAGUUGAAAAUAAGAGCAGGUUCUUUAAUUGAUCCCACGUUGUCAAGAACACAUCUUGAUUCAUCAGCAGAACUGAGGUACUCUGUGAGCUCCCUAGUUGAUAGCCAACCAGAUUAUAGGUCUACUAAGGUGAUAAGAAGACCAAGAAGAGGCCGAAUGGGAAUCCGGAUAGACGAACCAAAGGUGAAAUCCCUUGGAGAUCAUGAAUGGAGCAGAAGUCAACCGAUGGGUGUUCUGAGCAGCCAUCAUUUUGAGAGUGACACUGAAAUGUCUGACAUUGAUGAUGACGACAGAGAUACAAUAUUUAGCUCCAUGGAUCUUCUGUCGCCAAGUGGACAUUCUGAUGCCCAAACCCUUGCUAUGAUGCUUCAGGAACAACUGGAUGCAAUCAACAAAGAAAUCAGGUUAAUCCAAGAGGAAAAAGAAUCAACGGAAUUGCGUGCUGAAGAAAUAGAAAAUAGAGUAGCCAGUGUAAGCCUAGAAGGCUUAAACCUGGCCAGGGUCCACCCUGGCACAUCUAUUACUGGCUCCAUUACAGCUUCCUCCCUUGCAAGCUCUUCUCCUCCAAGUGGGCAUUCUACUCCAAAACUCACUCCCCGCAGCCCAGCCAGGGAGAUGGAUCGUAUGGGCAUCAUGACACUGCCGAGUGAUCUCAGGAAGCACCGGAGAAAGAUCGCAGUCGUCGAAGAAGAUGGGCAUGAAGACAAAGCCACAAUAAAAUGUGAAACCUCCCCUCCUCCAACACCUAGAGCCAUUAGAAUGACUCACACUCUACCUUCUUCAUACCACAAUGAUGCCAGAAGUAGCUUCCCUGCAUCCUUGGAGCCAGAAAGCAUUGGUCUUGGCAGUGUCAGUAGCAGCCAGGAUUCCCUACACAAAGCUCCCAAGAAGAAAGGAAUCAAGUCUUCAAUAGGACGUUUGUUCGGUAAAAAAGAGAAGGCUCGACUUGGACAGCUCAGAGGUUACAUGGAAACAGAAGCCGCAGCACAGGAAUCUCUGGGAUUAGGCAAACUGGGAACUCAGGCAGAGAAAGACCGAAGACUAAAGAAAAACACAUCUGGGCAUGAACUCCUGGAGGAAGCUCGGAGGAAGGGCUUGCCUUUUGCACAGUGGGAUGGGCCCACAGUGGUUGCAUGGCUAGAGUUGUGGCUGGGAAUGCCCGCCUGGUAUGUUGCUGCUUGCCGUGCAAAUGUGAAAAGCGGUGCCAUUAUGUCUGCCUUGUCAGAUACCGAAAUUCAGAGGGAAAUUGGAAUCAGCAACCCUCUUCAUCGCCUAAAGCUCCGUCUGGCAAUCCAGGAGAUGGUAUCACUCACAAGCCCAUCGGCCCCUCCGACAUCUAGAACGCCCUCAGGCAAUGUUUGGGUGACCCAUGAAGAAAUGGAAACUCUUGCUGCUCCAGCUAAAACGAAAGAGAAUGAGGAAGGCAGCUGGGCUCAGACUCUUGCUUAUGGUGACAUGAAUCAUGAAUGGAUUGGUAAUGAAUGGCUUCCUAGUCUGGGAUUGCCACAGUAUCGAAGUUACUUCAUGGAGUGUUUGGUAGAUGCAAGGAUGUUAGAUCACCUGACAAAAAAAGAUCUCCGGGUACACUUAAAAAUGGUGGAUAGCUUUCAUCGAACAAGUCUGCAGUAUGGAAUCAUGUGUUUAAAGAAACUGAAUUAUGACCGACAAGAACUAGAAAGGAGAAGAGAAGCAAGUCAGCAUGAAAUAAAAGAUGUGUUGGUAUGGAGUAAUGACAGAGUCAUACGCUGGAUACAAGCAAUUGGAUUGCGAGAAUAUGCAAACAAUGUGUUAGAAAGUGGGGUGCAUGGAUCGCUCAUAGCCCUGGAUGAUAACUUCGAUUACGGCAGCUUAGCUUUGUUAUUGCAGAUUCCAACACAGAAUACACAGGCACGGCAGAUCCUUGAGAGAGAAUACAACAAUUUGUUAGCACUAGGAACAGAUAGACGACUUGAUGAAAGUGAUGACAAGAAUUACAGGCGAGGUUCUUCCUGGCGAAGACAGUUCCCCCCACGUGAAGUCCAUGGAAUCAGCAUGAUGCCUGGCUCCUCAGAAACACUGCCAGCUGGGUUCAGAUUAACUACAACAUCAGGACAGUCACGAACAAUGGCAACUGAUGUGGCGUCAGCGCGGUUGCAGAGACUAGACAGCUCGACAGUUCGCACGUAUUCGUGCUGACAAGGCUGGCAUGGAGAAAAGGACGGAGGUGAACUCAUAUGCCAACUCUUCUACUUUACCUGAAGUGCACUACCACCAUGUUACGAAAAGAAGCUUUUUAUUCAAGAACAGGGUAUAAGGAAGUACACUAGAAUAUUUUAUCAGACUAAAACUACAUGGAGAUCUUUUUACAAAUUGCGUUUUAAGGUGCCACCUACCAAGUACUACCAUCAUGCAACUCUUAACUCAUUUCAAUGGAGGUAAAUUGAAAUGACUAAAGAAUGUGCAACACAGUACUGGCUGGACUGCACCCAUUGGGUAGUUCAAUAAGGUAAUAGUUACUAAUUAAGUUUUUU
Molecule: messenger RNA, 4521 nt
Organism: Lacerta agilis (Sand lizard)
Lineage: Eukaryota; Metazoa; Chordata; Lepidosauria; Squamata; Lacertidae
Gene: PPFIA2
Product: PTPRF interacting protein alpha 2
Exons: 35
Coding region: 284-4186 (1300 amino acids)
Biological process (GO): synapse organization
Cellular component (GO): presynaptic active zone
Molecular function (GO): protein binding
Source: RefSeq, a predicted model, not a curated record